CAACACUCUGUGUUUACUCUCAUAAGUCGAGGUUUAUACCCCCAGAGAAUACUUGGCAGGUGCAAUUUCUGCAGAACGCAAUAAGCUGCUUACUACGGAGAUCCAGUGGGGCUCCGAUGCUAUCUCCGCCAUCUUGUCCUUAUUCCGCAUACCAGGAGUCUCCCAGAACAGGAGUUGACCGCUGACUACAUUGACGCCUGAACGACAGGCUUUAUCGUGAAAGAUGAUGCAAUUUGGGAUGCUUCAAGGCGCAGCCAAGCUGCAGAAAGUUACUCAGUUACUGGCGUCUCUCGAGAAGGACUUAAAGGAGAGCACUUUGACAUCUCAGCAAAGAGUGCAGACUCUCCUAGAGCUACGGCAACAUGGCACAAACCCCAAAGAUGCUGAUCCAAUCUAUUCCAAGGAUGGGUUCGAAAUUCUAAUGAAAUACGGCGUGGACGGAGAAAUCGCUGACGUUCGCCGGUCUGCUUUGCGCUGUGUCGCGAAUGCUCUAUUGUUAAAUCCGAACAUGCGUCAGGUCUUUGUAGACACUGGAUACUCUGGUAGGCUUGCAGAGGGACUCAAGUGUGAUGCCUCAGAUGAUGAAAUGAUGGCCAGUCGGAUUUUAUUAUUUUCUUCAGACAGGAGUACGAUGGAUGUCGAGAAACUCGUUAACGAACAUGCAUUGGGAAUCAAUCUCAAUUAUCAAAUUUCCCGACAUGCAGCCCAGUUCCCCGAGUCAGGGAAAGCGGCCCUGUCUCAGAUGGACGAAUUGGCUUUGACUGAUACCCUGAAAUUAACCUACCUGGUUGCCUCACGCAAUGCUAAAGCGGCCGAAAUUUUCUCGCCAUCGUUCCCUCAUAUGUUUGCGAUCCUUAGUCGUGCUGAUAUUCCCGCUAAGCCGUUAGAUGAAGUCGUCGGCCAACUGAUUAAUUGUAUUUCGGUCCUUGACAAUGAAGGGGGAAAGGUCAAACAGCUAGAAGACGGCAUUCUCUUCCCAGCAACUAACGAGAACGGGAUCGUUGACAAACUGAUCAAAGUCCUGGAUAAAACCAUUUCUGUCUACAGCCCAGCUGAACUCGAAUCGAGAGCAAUCCCACUCCUCUACACCCUCAUCGUGGUCUGCGAAAGAGCGCCAAAUGGACCUCGCGAACACAUGAAGCAGCUUCUCCUACCCGAAAGCGAGAAUCGAAGCCAGCCAAUAGGGAAAUCAGACACACUCCCUUCAAAACUGCUGGAAACCACAAAGUCACCGUAUUCGCAGUUGAGGAUAUUAAUCUUUGAGCUCAUGUUUGUCCUUUCUGACAGGGAUGCUGAGGCCCUCACGAAGAAUAUUGGGUACGGAUAUGCCUCUGGAUUCCUGGCAACUCGUGGCAUGGAAGUUCCCAAGAUGGGCGGGGAGGGAGAGUCGGGUGGACUGAAUCCAGAAAUCAACCCGAUUACUGGCCAGAGGUGGUCUGCCGAGCCACAAGACGCGGAGCCACCUAUGACCAGAGAAGAGAAGGAGAAGGAAGCGGAAAGACUCUUUGUGCUCUUUGAAAGGGCUAGAGCGAAUGGAAUCUUGAACGUGGAGAAUCCUGUCCGAGUGGCACAACAGGAAGGAAGAUUUGAAGAGCUAUCUGAUUCCGACGACGAAUGAACCUAAGUUCUAGGGGUCUAUGCCCGAUGUCUUUGGAACUGGAAUACCCAGUCUCUGCCACUUCGUGCUUUGAGUCAUAUUGGAUCUCGACCAUAUUGCCAGAUUUAUAAUAGAUAAUCGAUCUAUCUAAAUACACAUAUCGCAUUGAAUCUCGACGCU
Messenger RNA from Aspergillus ruber CBS 135680, 1777 nucleotides. RefSeq names its product synembryn. Gene Ontology annotation, biological process: G protein-coupled receptor signaling pathway. Gene Ontology annotation, molecular function: guanyl-nucleotide exchange factor activity; G-protein alpha-subunit binding. The coding region runs from base 224 to 1618 and encodes 464 amino acids. Gene Ontology annotation, cellular component: cytoplasm. The transcript has 7 exons. Lineage: Eukaryota; Fungi; Ascomycota; Eurotiomycetes; Eurotiales; Aspergillaceae. The record is from RefSeq and is a predicted model, not a curated record.